Torulaspora globosa is the source of this 1389-nucleotide messenger RNA. RefSeq names its product RNA-processing protein REF2 (gene REF2). The transcript has a single exon. Bases 1 to 1389 code for a protein of 462 amino acids. NCBI's taxonomy places the organism in Eukaryota, Fungi, Ascomycota, Saccharomycetes, Saccharomycetales, Saccharomycetaceae. The record is from RefSeq and is a predicted model, not a curated record.
AUGUCACAUCCAAUACCACAGAUGGUGGAUAUCUCGCAUGCUUUGCAGUCAAGCGCGAUCGAAAAGAUGCGGAGCGACAUCAGAGACUUUCAGCAGGCGUCGGAGCUGUCGCAGAGCCAGUUUGCCACGGUGAAGAAGUAUAUGGAGUCGCUGGAGACAGCGUUUGCGCAAUUUACCAAGGAUAACCAGCAUAUCGAGUCUGGAACAGAUCCUGCGGUGACCGCAGCGGAUAAGCAGCUUUAUUCAGGUUUGAAAGCGAUGUAUGCGGACUACCUGUUGCAGUUGGGCAACAUAUGGAAGCAGAAUAGCAACAGCAGCGGGGACUGCGAGCCAUUGGACUACAUUGUGGAGGAACUACCAUAUCUUCAACCUACCGAGCGUAAAAGUUAUAUCGAUAAUCUGAUCUUAGGUAAUAAGUACGAUGAAAAGUUGAGCAAAUCGGGGAGAAUUCUGGAGGCUAUGAUCAACCUUUGCGUGCUGGACUCGACGUUGACGGCCAAUUUGCGCUCAUACAUCACUUUCCUGAGGAAGAUAGGAUUUAGCAACGAAUCGCUCAGGAGAGCUCUCCCGGCAGACCUGUCGAACUCGCCGUGGCUGACCGAGAGCUCCAGCGAGACGGUUGUGGACGUCGCUGCUGCCAAGAAGAUUACAACCGACAGAGCAGGCACCCCGCCGUUGAAGGAGCAGGAUGACAAGAACGGUCCUGACGAUGAGAAGAAGAAGAAGAUAUCGUUCUCAAGGUACCUGAAGAAGGGAGAUGUGCCGGUGAAUGAAAAUGGUAAGAGAAAGUCCUCUGCAGCCGCAGUACGGGAUGGCUCGAAGAAAGUCAAGAAGGAGGAAGCAGCUACUUUGAAUUCAAUCCUAAAAGCAAGUGGCAGCUCCAAGAAGAAUUCAAACAACAUCAAAUUCGUAGAUGACUCUAUACUGGUGAAAGUAUACGGUGAUGGUCUUCCGAAUGAAGGAUUGUACGUAGCACCUGAGAAGCUGAAGAAGAUACUGAAGCCGUUCAAGGAAGGGGAACCUCGAGAAACCGUCCUGAUUGAAAACUAUAAGAAAAAGGCUCCCGAGCUAGACAUUGAAUUCGAUUUAUCGCCCGAGGAAUUUGAUGUAACGGAGACCAAAGGUGGUCCCAUCCCAUGCGAAACAGUCGUACCUCUAAAGUAUAGACUUAACUUCACAAAUUUCAGCUCGGAACUGAGUAGCAGACCGCCACGAGAGCCUGUUGUCGUCGAAGAGCCAAUGGACGCUAUGAAAAAGAACAAAGGACCACUUAUCGUACGAGCUUUCGGCAAGAACAGCCUCCUUUUAAGAAAGGACAGAGGUGGACUGCCCUACAAGCGCGUUCCCGAGGUUGUUCCUAUAGACUAUCCAUCUAGGGCGUCCCAGUGA